Cherax quadricarinatus is the source of this 808-nucleotide messenger RNA. Lineage: Eukaryota; Metazoa; Arthropoda; Malacostraca; Decapoda; Parastacidae. The record is from RefSeq and is a predicted model, not a curated record.
AUGUCGUCACAAGUUUCUUUGAUGCUUAAAUCAAGUUUGUUAACAAAGUUCAAUAUUUACAAAGUUGUAAAUAACGAAUCGCCCGAAGAAUCGUCCGAGGCCGAACCCAAAGAGUCGCCCGAGACCGAGACCGAACCUGAGGAGUCGCCCGAGGCCGAACCCGAAGAGUCGCCCGAGGCCGAACCCGAAGACUCGCCCGAGGCCGAACCUGAAGAGUCGCCCGAGGCCGAGCCCGAAGAGUCGCCCGAGGCCGAGCCCGAAGAGUCGCCCGAGGCCAAGCCCGAAGAGUCGCCCGAGGCCGAGCCCGAAGAGUCGCUCGAGACCGAGCCUGUAGAGUCGCCCGAGGAUGAGCCCGUAGAAUUGCGAGAGGCUGAGCCCAUAGAGUCGCCCGAGGCCGAGUCUGAACCCGAGGAGUCGACUGAGUCUGAACCCAAAGAGUCGCCCGAGGCCGAGCCCGAAGAGUCGCCCGAGGCGGAAUCCGAAGAGUCGCCCGAGGCCGAAUCCGAAGAGUCGCCCGAGGCGGAAUCCGAAGAGUCGCCCGAGGCCGAAUCCGAAGAGUCGCCCGAGGCCGAGCCCGAAGAAUCGCCCGAGGCUGAGCCCGAAGAGUCGCCCGAAGAGUCGCCGGAGGUCGAACUCGAAAAGUCCCCCUCGGCCUAGCCCGAAGAGUCGCCCGAGGCCGAAACCGAAGAGUCGCUCGAGGCCGAGCCCAAAGAAUCGCCCGAGGCUGAGCCCGAAGAGUCGCCUGAAGAGUCGCCCGAGGCCGAGUCCAAACCCGAGGAGUCAACUGAUUCUGAACCCGAAGAGUCGC